AUGGCUUCUGAUCGUGGGUCUGGUACUGCUAAGCCCUUUUGGAUGAAACAUGCGGAAGAUGCAAAAAUCAAGGACGAUGGAGAGAAAGACGCAGCUGCGAAAGCAGCUUUUGAGGCUACAUUCAAAGGCGUCGACAAUACUACACCUUUGAUUGAAGCUGCUACUCCUUCUAUGGUACCUGAAUCUGCACCUGAAUCUGACAGCGAUUCGGAUGAUGAAUCUGAUUACUUGUCUAGGAAACCAAUUGGUCCUGUUGACCCGAGUAAGUCCACUGCUUCUGGUGCUGGGAUUGGUGGAGGAACGGCUUGUGUACCGUCUACAUUUGUGGUUGUGACUAAAGACUCAGAUGGAAGAAAAGUUCCUCAUGGUGGAGCUUUGAUUAAGGUUAAAGUGUCUCCUGGUGUAGGUGUUGGUGGUACAGAUCAAGGAGGAGUUGUUAAGGAUGUUGGAGAUGGGACUUAUGCUGUUACCUACGUUGUUCCCAAGAGAGGAAACUAUAUGGUGAACAUUGAGUGUAAUGAGAAUGCGAUUAUGGGAAGUCCUUUUCCUGUCUUCUUUAGCCAAGGUUCUUCUUCGACUGGAUUGAUGGGUUCUGCUCCAACUUCAUACUCAAGCCUUAUAAAUCAAACAAUGCCAAACAUGCCAAAUUACACUGGUUCUGUUUCUGGGGCUUUUCCAGGGCUCUUGGGAAUGGUUCCAGGCAUUGCCCCUGGUCCUUCAGGUGGAGUUUUUUUGCCUGGAGUUGGAGCUUCACUUGGGGAAGUAUGUCGUGAAUACCUUAAUGGUAGAUGUGCAAACACUAUGUGCAAGUUAAAUCACCCUCCCCAGAAUUUGCUGAUGACUGCUAUAGCUGCAACAACAAGCAUGAGUAAUCUAAGUCAGGUUCCUAUGGCACCUUCUGCUGCAGCUAUGGCUGCUGCUCAAGCCAUUGUUGCUGCACAGGCCCUACAAGCCCAUGCUUCUCAGAUGCAAGCACAGGCUCGAUCAAACAAAGGCUCUUUAGGUUCCCCAGAAAAAGGAGAAAAGGGGGAGGCAUUGAAGAAAUUUCUCCAAGUUAGCAAUCUGAGUCCACUGAUUGCAACUGAACAGCUUAGGCACCUAUUUAGCUUCUGUGGCACAGUAGUUGACUGUACUAUAACUGACUCAAAGCAUCUUGCUUAUAUAGAAUACUCAAAGCCCGAAGAAGCAACAGCUGCGUUGGCAUUAAACAAUAUGGAAGUCUGUGGUAAACCAUUGAAUGUUGAGAUUGCAAAAUCGCUUCCUCAGAAACCAUCUUCGGAUAAUUCUUCUUCAUCCUCACUACCAAUGAUGAUGCAACAGGCCGUUGCAAUGCAGCAGAUGCAAUUCCAACAGGCUAUACUAAUGCAACAAGCCAUGGCUACUCAGCAGGCAGCAAAUAGGGCUGCAACCAUGAAGUCUGCCACCGAUCUUGCAGCAGCUAGAGCUGCAGAGAUAAGCAAGAAAUUAAAUCCUGAUGGUGUUGUAAAUGAUGAAAAAGAAGCUGACCAGAAAUCGAGGUCACCAUCUAACUCUCCAGCGAGAUCGAGAUCAAAGUCAAAAUCACCAAUUAGUUACAGGCGAAGACGGAGAUCUCCAUCUUAUUCACCACCGUUUCGUCGCCCAAGAAAUCAUAGAUCAAGAUCACCAUUCAGAUAUCACCGGCGAUCAACUUAUGAGGGGAGAAGACGGUCAUUUAGAGAUUCUAGGGAUAUUUCUGAAAGUAGGAGAUACGGUAGAUCAGAUGAACACCACUCUUCCAGUUCAAGGAGGAGUAGGAGUGUAAGCCCCAAAAAGAGGAAAUCCCAACAAGAAGAGUCAGAGCUGUCGUCAAGACAUCGACGCGGUAGCUCAUCGCGUGGGGAUAAGAAAUCAUCUCGUGCUGAUUCACGAUCACCAAGGCGACGUAAGGAAACUAAGUCAACCCCAAGAGAUGAUGAAGAAAACAAACUGAAACUCAGAACACGUUCAAGAUCAAGAUCAAGAUCAGUGGAAGAUUCUACAGAAAAGAACAGUGAAGCUAGAGAUGAGGAAUUGAAACAACAUAAAAAGCGGUCAAGGUCAAGGUCUCGUGAAGAUCUGAAUAAAGUCAGAGAUAUGUCCCAAAGUCCUGAUGAUACUAAACAGAAACACAGGGGAAGGUCCAGGUCUAAAUCAUUGGAAAACAACAAUGGUUCUCAUGAGAAUACCGAUGUUGUUCAUGACGAUGAUCUGAAUUCCCGUCACGCGAGGCGUAGGUCAAAAUCAUUGGAAGAGGACUAUAAUAUAAAGGAGCAGAGGAGGGGAAGGUCCAGGUCUAGAUCAUUGGAAACUAAAAACAGGUCUUCUCGGAAAAAGGAGCUGGAUGAAGACAAAAAUGCAGGAUCACGUCGAAGGAGGUCCAGGUCAAAAUCAGUGGAAGGUAAGCGUAGUGAUACCAAGGAGACUCGGAGCAGGGACAAAAAUUCCAAGCAUCGUAGUCGAAGACAGUCGAGGUCAUCAUCUUCUGAGGGGAAGCAAAGGAGAUCUAUCAGGUCAUCCCCUGGAUAUUCUGAUGAAAAGAAAUCAAGACAUAAGCGAAAGUCCAGGUCAAGAUCGAUAGAGAAAAAGAACAGUUUGAGAGAUAAAAGAUCAAAACGUCAUGAAAGAUUGCGGUCAUCUUCUCCUGGAGAUGACAAAGGACGAGGCGAUAGAUCUUCUCCUGUUAGUUCAGAAGAUCGUAAGAUCAAGAAAAGACAUUCUGGAUUAAAAUCUGUGAAAGAGAAUUCCCAUUCAGAUGAUCAGAUAGAUGACAAUGGAGAUGCAAAUUCAGGUAUUGUUUUAUAA
Messenger RNA from Arabis nemorensis, 2802 nucleotides. NCBI's taxonomy places the organism in Eukaryota, Viridiplantae, Streptophyta, Magnoliopsida, Brassicales, Brassicaceae. The record is from the annotation of a GenBank genome assembly.